AUGUAUGCAUAACUCUAAGAGGAAAUAAACAUAUAAGCAAUUGAUAUAUUGCUCAUAAUUUAUUAAACAGUUUUAAAACUUCACAGCUUUACAUUAGUAGCCUAACUGCGUCAUCACUGAGCCCCUCUUCUGCUUUCCUCCGUUUUAUUUAUUUAUUUAUUUUUAAAGAAAGUUGUGAUCAUGCAAAGUGUUGUGUGUGUCCGUUAUUUAUUACCAUAACUUGGACAAAGACCAUAAGACAUUUUAUACAUUCGAGGCAAGCCCAAUGAGUUCACAAACUUUCUUUUUUCCCACAAUUGACCUGAUUUGUAGAAUUUAAUCCGCUACUCAGGUUAAACCAACAAAACAAACAAACAAACAAACAAAAUGAUGACAGAGGAAAAUGAUUAACAUGUUUCAGCAUUAAGCAAAUAAUCAGUAUCUUAUCCGUCAUUUAAUUCAGUGGUUUUAUUCAGCUGUUUUAUUUCGACCUUCAUCAUAACCUGAAGAUGUAUUUUUGCUGCUUCUGAGACUUCUGAGAUAUGAAUAUUGCCCUUUACUCCCGAAGUGCCAGUCUGCCGUUGUUUUGCGUCACACUUUUCCAGUUUCAGCCAAUCCGAUGCUGCAGCAGCUCGCGCUUCCGGUCAGCGCUGGCGCAUCUGGAGGACGCAUUAACGCUGAACACGGAACGAUGCUGCGCGCGCACUGCACAGUCUCUGUUUCUCACACAUCACUAACGAUAGGCGACCUUUAAAGAACCUAACAGUAACCUGGAUUUGGAAAGUAUGGGUAAAGAAGACAUGUUGUGCCGACCAGCAGCGCUGAAAUUCACUAUUGAUCACAUCCUUAAUAAGGACUUUGAUGUAAAUCACCAAAAUUCACAACUCAGCUCAGAGAGCAGCUGUUCAUCGUGUGAAGAUCAGAAAUGUCAUGAAACAGAUCACAGGAGUAGUGACGUCUAUGGCCACAAUCUGAGCGUCACGAUGGACGAAGUAAGUGGAAAGUUUCCUAAAAAUUCCAAUACGCACAGCAGAGAUGAUCUGUCUAAGCAUCAGCAAAACCACAAGAAGAUCAAGCCGCUGGUGAAGAAGAAAACGCGCACCAUUUUCUCCAAAAGACAAAUCUUCCAGCUGGAGUCGACUUUCGACCUGAAGCGCUACCUGAGCAGCGCUGAGCGAGCAUGCCUCGCCAACUCCCUACAGCUCACUGAGACGCAGGUGAAAAUCUGGUUUCAAAACAGAAGGAAUAAACUGAAACGGCAGAUCUCCACAGACUUGGAGGGGUCGUACAGAGGAAGUGUUGGGAGUAAUAUUUUGGGAGGAUGUUUGUUGCCGACACCGGUUCCACUUCUGUAUGCAGGGAGCACUCCGCAUUACCUUUACCUAUCCCAUGCCAGCAAAUAUUUCAGCCUUUUCGAUGGAGACACGUGAUUUCUCACAGCACAGACGGUGUUUUUUUCUUUCUUUCUUUCUUUUUUUUUUUUGUUCGUUUGCAUGGAUGAUACGCCAACAUUUGGAAGCACAACACUGAGUCAUUUAACUUGUGAUAAUAGUUGCACAAAAAAGAUUGAACAGUAAUGCUAUCGUGUUUAUUUUGCUAUGCAAGAUGUUAAUAAAGGAAACAUCAAACAGUUCUGUAAUAGCCUUUAUCACUCUUAAAUGAUAAA
Ictalurus punctatus (channel catfish) is the source of this 1645-nucleotide messenger RNA. RefSeq names its product homeobox protein HMX3-B. Gene Ontology annotation, biological process: regulation of transcription by RNA polymerase II. Bases 765 to 1409 code for a protein of 214 amino acids. The record is from RefSeq and is a predicted model, not a curated record. Gene Ontology annotation, cellular component: nucleus. Lineage: Eukaryota; Metazoa; Chordata; Actinopteri; Siluriformes; Ictaluridae. The transcript has 2 exons. Gene Ontology annotation, molecular function: RNA polymerase II transcription regulatory region sequence-specific DNA binding; DNA-binding transcription factor activity, RNA polymerase II-specific.